Messenger RNA from Cricetulus griseus (Chinese hamster), 3533 nucleotides. It is a transcript of the gene Htr2a, whose product is annotated as 5-hydroxytryptamine receptor 2A. Lineage: Eukaryota; Metazoa; Chordata; Mammalia; Rodentia; Cricetidae. Gene Ontology annotation, molecular function: neurotransmitter receptor activity; G protein-coupled serotonin receptor activity. The record is from RefSeq and is marked provisional. Gene Ontology annotation, cellular component: plasma membrane; dendrite. Gene Ontology annotation, biological process: chemical synaptic transmission; G protein-coupled receptor signaling pathway, coupled to cyclic nucleotide second messenger.
CAGAAAGAAGAAUGGGGGAGGGGGACUGGUCCGCCCUUCCUGGCUGUCGCCACCUUGCAGGUUUUGACACAGUGACAGAGGGAGAUCUGAGAAAGGAGACAGACUGGAGGGAGCUACUUGUUCUCCUGGAAACCCGGGAGCCACUUGGUGCAGACAGCCCUUCCUACUUUCCCUGCGGCUCUUUUGUGUGACUUUGAGAGGGGCUCCCGGCGACUGAUUGCUACUGAGCGCCUGCUGAGGCGAGCAGCUGGGCUCCGGAAGGGAGGACCCGAGCAGAGUAAGUGGCCAGAGGCAGCCAGCACAGACCUCAACUGAUGGAACUGGCAUGCAGUUUUUGAAGUCAGCAGAAACAGAAAUCAAAUUACUAUCAUUUUAUGCUGCUGGAAGCUCAAGGAAAGGGGAUUCCACACCAGCUCAGUCACCACCGUGCGACAGGCGAGUCACAGGAUAGCGGACCCUGGCGACAAUGAAUGUAAGUUCUUAGGCUGCUGUCUUUUACUGCUGUGGGAUUUUCUUUCUGGUUGAAGUCACGCUUGGCCACGAUGCCGUCAUUGCCAUGAGAAUUUCUGGAGUGGAAAGUUCUCUGCUGCUCUUCGGGAUGCGUUUUUCUUUCACUAACCAAGCCACAGACAUGAGCUGCAAUUCCUGAUCGCCGCUGCGGCGAUUCUGCCUGAGACUAAGAAGCAUACCCAGUUACUAUGGGAUUAGCACUGCAUGGGUUUUUAACGGACUUCCUUAGCACAGAGGGCACACAGCCUUCCCUACGGAUUUCGGAUGCUGUUUUAACUUUGUGAUGGCUGAACUCGUGAAAUCCGCACAUUUAUCCCGAGAAUUGGCUGAAACAGAUUCCCAGCGGUUCCAAAACUUUUCUUCCUUAACCAGGAGCACGAUUGUGUCCCCAAAUGCUCAAAGGGGCUUUUUGUUGUCUUUGCUUCAUUGAGAAGUUACAGCUGGACCUCGGACUCUUCCUAGCACUGUGAAGGGAGGCAGUAUCAAGAGGCGUCACACUUCUGUAACUCUUACUAUGGGAGAGGAAAAGGCAGCCAGAGGAGCCACACAUGGUCUCCGCUUCAACACGUCCUAGCACCGGGACAUGAAGAUGAAUGGUGAGCCAAGGCUAUGACUUGCUAGUCUUUCCACACUUGAUCCGCUACAACUUCCGGCUUAGACAUGGAAAUUCUUUGUGAAGACAAUACUUCUCUGAGCUCAAUUCCAAACUCUUUAAUGCAAGUAGAUGGUGACUCCGGGCUCUACCGUAACGACUUCAACUCCAGAGAUGCUAACAGCUCUGAUGCAUCAAACUGGACAAUUGAUGGCGAAAACCGGACCAACCUUUCCUUCGAAGGGUACCUCCCACCGACAUGCCUCUCCAUUCUUCAUCUCCAGGAAAAAAACUGGUCUGCUUUAUUGACAGCUGUAGUGAUUAUCCUAACCAUUGCUGGAAACAUACUGGUCAUCAUGGCAGUGUCCCUAGAGAAAAAGCUACAGAAUGCCACCAACUAUUUCCUGAUGUCACUUGCCAUAGCUGAUAUGCUGCUGGGCUUCCUUGUCAUGCCUGUGUCCAUGUUAACCAUCUUGUAUGGGUACCGGUGGCCUUUGCCCAGCAAGCUCUGCGCAGUCUGGAUCUACCUGGAUGUCCUCUUCUCUACCGCCUCCAUCAUGCACCUCUGCGCCAUCUCACUGGACCGCUAUGUCGCUAUCCAGAACCCCAUCCACCAUAGCCGCUUCAACUCCAGAACCAAGGCCUUCCUGAAAAUCAUUGCUGUAUGGACCAUAUCUGUAGGUGUUUCCAUGCCGAUCCCAGUCUUUGGAUUGCAGGAUGACUCCAAGGUCUUUAAGCAGGGGAGCUGCCUGCUGGCCGACGACAAUUUUGUCCUCAUAGGUUCUUUUGUGGCAUUUUUCAUCCCCUUAACCAUCAUGGUGAUCACCUACUUCCUCACUAUCAAGUCCCUUCAGAAAGAAGCCACCCUGUGUGUGAGUGACCUCAGCACUCGGGCCAAAUUAGCCUCCUUCAGCUUCCUGCCUCAGAGUUCUCUGUCAUCCGAAAAGCUCUUCCAGCGGUCCAUCCACAGGGAGCCAGGCUCCUACACCGGCAGAAGGACGAUGCAGUCCAUCAGCAAUGAGCAAAAAGCGUGCAAGGUGCUGGGCAUCGUGUUCUUUCUGUUUGUCGUAAUGUGGUGCCCAUUCUUCAUCACCAACAUCAUGGCCGUCAUCUGCAAAGAGUCCUGCAACGAACAUGUCAUCGGAGCCCUGCUCAAUGUGUUUGUCUGGAUUGGUUACCUCUCCUCGGCUGUCAAUCCACUGGUCUAUACACUGUUCAAUAAGACUUACAGGUCUGCCUUCUCACGGUACAUUCAGUGUCAGUACAAGGAAAACAGAAAGCCACUGCAGUUAAUUUUAGUGAACACUAUACCGGCGUUGGCCUACAAGUCUAGUCAGCUCCAGGCGGGACAAAAUAAGGACUCUAAGGAAGACGCUGAGCCGACAGAUAAUGACUGCUCUAUGGUUACACUAGGAAAACAACAAUCAGAAGAGACUUGUACAGACAAUAUCAACACCGUGAAUGAAAAGGUUAGCUGUGUGUGACGGACUGGUUGCUGUGACGCUGGCACUUGAACAAGUUUUUAGCCCUUGUGUGUGGGGGUGGGAAUAAGGAGGCUGGGACAAAUUAGACUACUCCAGUGACUCAACAGAAUCUAUAUGCCUCAUUGUAUUCUGUGUAUGAAGAGCAGUGUACCACAAAAUGUGCACUUGGACAAUGUCCUGACGGCAUUUGAGCUGAGUGUUAUGGUUUUAUCAUUGUCCUUUUAACCUUGUCAGUGAGAUCUUUAAGAUCAUUGUACUUUACUGUACAAUUACAAUGAGGCAUAAAAUCAAUCUAAUUAAUUUCUAUUAUUCAAAUUGAAACCUUGCUGCCAUGUUGUUGAUGGGUGGCGCAGGAGUGAGUUGGUGAACUAUUAUUGUAUAUAAAAAUAGCUAGAAAUACUAAAAUAAUGAAUAGCCUCUUUUAAAAAAGUGUUUAAAAUUCACCAUGACACAUAUUUUGAAAAUAAAAAAUAGUAUUAUGAAAUUUGUAUUGCUAAUAUAAAUUAAUUGAAAUACUUGACAAUAUUUUUCAUUCUUGCCUUUUCAUAGAUGCCAUUUUGAAAUGUUCACAAGAUCGCUGGCAUUUGCUGCAUUUGUCAUUUAAUUCUCAGAUGUGGAAGGGUUUUAAAUGUUACUCAAUAACGUGCUGCUUUCUCUUCUACUUCUUGGGCUUAACCUGAAUUUGCAAUGUGAUCUUGUUUCGUAUAUUUUCCUCUCUGUAAACUAUCAAAGGAUAAUUUUGCUUUUCGAAAUACAGUUCUAGAACGCGCUUCAAAGAAACAGCACCCUGGAGGUAUUUGGUCACGCACUGUGGGACCACUGCAUUGUGCAUGCGCCCUUUGAGCUGUGACCAGUACAUUGAUUUGACUGCCACAGCUAAACAAUAAACUCAGGUUUCUCGCUGUUAGCAGUAGCUUCUUAGGCUGUUUCUGAAAAAAAAAAAAAAA